Brugia malayi is the source of this 1530-nucleotide messenger RNA. RefSeq lists its product as uncharacterized. Gene Ontology annotation, molecular function: protein binding. The record is from RefSeq and is a predicted model, not a curated record. The transcript is spliced from 8 exons. Lineage: Eukaryota; Metazoa; Nematoda; Chromadorea; Rhabditida; Onchocercidae. The coding region runs from base 1 to 1530 and encodes 509 amino acids.
AUGAAUGUUGAGGUGACAAGUCUACAAACCAAUGUGGAUAAUCUGUGGCAUUGUUUACAUGCCUUAUUAAAACGUAUUGAGCAGCUAGAAGGUAUCGCCAAUUCGAAUACAGAACAUAAAUCUUCUAUCAAUAAUAUCUCAAAAAGAAUCAAUGGUAUCACUGAUGAUUUAAUGUCAAUCAACAUCAAAGAGAGACAUAAUGAGGAUCCAGAUGUGAAGGUAGUUUGUAAAGAAACGUUGACAGAAGAUCCGAAAACGGGUAUUAAGAAGCGUACAAUGGUAACAGAAAGAGUAGUUACAACCAAAGCAUUCCACGUCAUACCGAUCAAUGAUGAUUUUGAUCAGUCAGUGACGACGAUUAAUGAAAUCGCAGAACUUCAUGCUGACAAAUCAAAAAUGUUUAAUACAACGAAAUUAACUUGGAAAGAUACUGAAAUAUCAUCUGCUUUAUCAUCUGAAAUGUCAAUCCCGAUGACUACGAGAAUCAUAGAACUUAGUCAAAAUCCAUUCCAUGAAAUUGACUACGAUCGAGUUGCCAAUCUGAUCAUUAUUACCCGAGUGAAGCCUGACUCUGUCUCUAAAGAAAUUCGUGCGGGUGAUGCAAUCGUUGAAAUCAAUGGAGUGCCUGUCACCAAAAUCAAGAAGUUAACGAAGUUGAAUGGUAGAAUAAUGCUAAAAAUGAUGCCGACACCUCUACAUCAAGGGCCAUCAAUUUAUUAUCGUGCGAUACUGGAUUAUGAUGGUUCACACGAUAGUCGUGUACCAGUUCAUUUCAACGUUUUGAAUUUGAAGAAAGGUGAUGUUAUCCAAGCAUUCAGUAAGGAUUCUAAUUGGAUUCAGGGACGGAAAGUGAAUGAUUUAAAUGAAACAGGGUUGUGUCCGGUAAGUAUAAUCGGUGAGCAGGUCUCAAUGCUUUCCCCAUUCGGUCGGCGAGUUUUGGUACUAUUGGGUGUUCCAGGUGUCGGACGCAGAACUCUCAAAACAAUGCUUCUGAGUCAUUUGCCUGAAUACUUCACAUCUGCCACUCCUUAUACUUCACGAGUUCCAAAACCUAACGAGUUGGAAGGUCGUGAAUAUUAUUUCCGAACGAAAGAAGAAAUGUUAGAGAGGAUCCGAACUGGUGAUAUGAUCGAAUGGGGUGAACUAGAUGAACAACUUUAUGGCACUAGUUUGGAGACAGUACGUAGUUGUAUUCGAAGCGGACGGGUUUGUUUGUUGGAUUGUGGGCCACAAGCUUUGCAACAUUUAUACAAUGCCGAAUUUAUGCCACUUGUUGUAUUGAUCGCUCCUCCGGAAACUGACGACUUUCGAGAAAUAAAUAAGCUUCGACUACAACCUUACACUGAAGAGCAGAUGGAAGCUUAUAUUCGGGAAAAUAAGAGACUGAUGGAGAGCAGUUAUGCCAAAAUGUUUGAUAUUGUUUUGGUGAACAAAAACUUGGACACCACUUUCAAAAGGCUUAUGGAGAUUUUGAAUGAAUUAAGAAAUGAAGUGCAAUGGGUACCAGAGACUUGGCUGCGUCGGAAAUAG